AUGAUCAAGUUAGCGAAUUUUUUAUUUUUGUUACUAAUUGUUGGAGGAAAAAGUGCGCAAGAUAACGCGGUUUUGAACUGUCUUGUUGAUCAAGACAGCCUCGGGUGUGUCAAAAAUUUAACAGACGCCACUUUGGAUGCCAUUGAACUGAAAGUUACUGGCACCAAGGACAAUGUCACUUUCAGCAAAGUUAUGGAAAGGACAAGUGGUUUUAUUGUUCAUGAAAUUAGUAAUCUUUUUGAUGAUAAUACAAGAGAAGGAAGAAAAAUAAAAAUUGGCAAGAAGAAAAAGAAGCUUUUGCACAAACUUCUUCCCUUGUUCCAUUUAUUCCAAGCGAAGAUAAGCCUGAUUCUCCAACUGAUCUCGACUCACUUUCAGUUCAAGUUUUUCGCUAUCGCGGUAGUGGGCUUGAUAAUUAAUUUUGUCCGGCUGUGGAUCGACUUGAAAAAGGGCCAUCAUCCUUCUAAGGUGAUUUAUUACGAGCACGCUCAGCACCAGCACCACUACGAGCCGGAGGAGGACCACGGGAGUUACUGGAGGAAAAAAAGGUCGCUCGACCAAAACCAUAGAGACCCAAACCAGCUGGCAUACCGAGCCUGGACCAGAUAG
Molecule: messenger RNA, 609 nt
Organism: Cotesia congregata
Lineage: Eukaryota; Metazoa; Arthropoda; Insecta; Hymenoptera; Braconidae
Source: the annotation of a GenBank genome assembly